Symbiodinium necroappetens is the source of this 4725-nucleotide messenger RNA. The record is from the annotation of a GenBank genome assembly. NCBI's taxonomy places the organism in Eukaryota, Dinophyceae, Suessiales, Symbiodiniaceae.
AUGCCUCGUGGGCUCUCGUUGCUCCUGGGCCUCUGUGUGUGCGGCUUGGCGGUGGACGACGAAAGGCGCCUGGUUUACAGCUAUGACGGCUCGGACAGACAAGUGGACUGGAGUCGAUUUGCAGAUGUCUUCCCCUACUUGGUCUCAUUGCAGUUUGCGAGCAGCUCGACCCACAUCUGCGGAGGGACCUUAAUUCGAGAUCGCUGGGUGCUGACUGCGGCUCAUUGCUUCGGAACUGCGAAGAGCUCAGUCCAAGCCUACGAGGUUUGGUCUUUGGCUUCCAGGACUCAAGAUUCCUGGAACAAGAAGAGCAUCGACUUGAUGGUGGUGCACCCCGGGUAUGACAUGGACAGCCUGGACAAUGAUAUCGCUUUGCUUCGACUUUCCGAAUCGCUCCCAAGUGUCCCGCUGGUACAGCUGGAGAGUUCCGACACCCGCCACAAUGGAUCGCAGGCACUCCUCGCUGGAUGGGGAAGCAUUGACGAGGCAUGCCAGCAGUAUGAGUUCAUCCUCAAGGAGGGUGAUUCUCACAUUGUGGACCGUGCGCCCUGUGCGCAAGCCGGCCAGUUCUUCAACUGGACUAAGCUCAUCUGCGCAGAGCACAUCAACGCCACAGACAAGGAUGUGGCAGGUGCUGGCUGUGGGGACAGUGGCGGGCCUUUGUUCGUGAUGGAAAGCGACCAGUUGAUACAGGUUGGGGUCGUUUCCUACACUGCAGCCGGCCGCGAUGUAUUCACGCGAGUGCACACCUUCCUGGACUGGAUCAACAGUGUCCUGAAUUCACCACCAGCUGAUCACAUGAUGGUCCCGCCGUACUGCCACGGCUCAUGCUGCGACGACGCAGAAUACAAAGAUCGCUGGAACGAAGAAUGCUGGACCUGGAAGAACUAUGCUUGCGAUGAGACCCAGCUGCCCUACCAGGAGAGGGCGGAUUUGAUGGACAAAUGCAAAGCAAGCUGUAUGCGUUGCCCUAUUUGCGAGGCGACGAACAGCAGCUGCUGUGACACCGUCGGGUUCACGAGUGGCCGAGGACAUGCGUGUACUCAAUGGACAGGUUUUGACUGCACCACGGCGGUAGCCGAUUACGGCUACAGCUCCGAUCAGAUGGCGGAGCUUAUAGAAAACUGCCCCUUCAGCUGUGGCAUCUGCCGUGGUGGAGACUCGGCGGAGGAGGUGCGAUUCUAUGCUGAUGUAAACUGUUCGGAGCCCCUGGUUCCGCUGGGGCUCCUGAGCUCCCUGGGAGAGGUCUUCAAGGUGUUGUCGCUGCCACACUGUCCGCCGUUUAGUGGUCAGCUUUGCGACGACGAUGUCCGUGUUGCCCAGAUGACCACAGCCUUGUUUCAAGAGGUGCAUAGAACGGCGGAGUGGGCACUUGCACAUGCGUACAGCCAUCGAAAGGACACAGCCGGAGGGGAAGUGUUGAUCUUGGCGAAGGUUUUCGAGACAUUGACUGCCUUGCGAGUGAUGCUUUGUGCUACUCGGUUCAUGGCUUGUGCAGCCCAUGCGAUGGGAGACCUACUGCUGGCAGUGUGCUCCCGGUUCGGUGGAUGUGACGAUUUUCUAAGAGAUCCAUCGCGGUUUGUCCAAGAUGUCUUGGCAGAGACGCAGAGAACGCUUGAGCAAGACGGACUGCAGAAACUUGCUGUGUCUCCUCCAAAGAAACCUGCUCUUCAAAGCAUCUUUCUCCCAACAGUGCUCUGUGACGUCUAUGGGUUUCCAUGGCUCCAGCCAGAUCUGCCAGUGCGCCCCCUCCGACUCCACCACUUUGCUCAAGUUCCCUUCCAAGGGGUGGAUCCUUUUCAGGUCCUGCGCACCGUGAGGGAUGGCGGCGUCGCAUCCAAGUGGGUGAUCAACCUGGGCGCAGGCGAUGGCUCCUGCGACGAGAAUAAGGAGGACCUGGCCAACUGCCUCAUAGAGGAGGGCUUUGGAGGAAUUCAGGUAGAGGCCCAUCCCUCCCUGGAAAGGGCAUUGCAGAAAUCUCUUCAACACCGCACGGACGUGGCGGUGCUAGGUCGCUUGGCUCCUGCGGAGGUUCUGGAAUCGGUUCACAAGGCGAGGAGAGUUGAUGCCCCCCCAAUUCUUCUGAAGGUGGAUGUGGACAACGGAGACUGCGACUUCUUGGAGGCGCUGCUUCCUCUGCAGCCGGCCAUGAUCCACGUGGAGGUUAUGCUCAUGGCCGUGCCACCUCCCUUCGCGCUGAAGGUUCAUUUCAACCCAGCUGUGCAGUGCACAGCGCCGGGGUGCGAGCGUGCGAGGAGCUGGCGAGACAACCUCAGGCGUCGCGGCUGCUCCUUGUCAGCUGUGGAGGAGACGCUUGGCCGUGGUUAUUUGCUUCUGGGUCUGGCAGAGCCUGGGCACAACGUGAUGUUCCUUCGGUCGGACCUUGCUUGGGCCUUGCCACUUCCAGCCAUGAGUAGCUGGCAGUUGUGGCGGCAACACUAUUUCUGUCAUCCGCUUCGUGGCUUUGCCCAUGGUUGGGAAAUUUGGCAUGGAAUAAGAACAGACCCAGCACGCUGGGUGGACCCGUCGAGGUCUUUGUGUGAGCGAGCCGAGGAGAUUGGAUCCUACUUCAAGCAGGCUGCAUACAACGAGAGUUGGUCACUGACGGUACUGCAGCCGUUCGUGCACGAAUGCAACUACUCCCUCGCCCAUCAGUCACACGAGUCUUCAAAAGCCAAAUGCCUUGCCUUCGAUGGAGAUGUCAACUCGACCUGGGAGGCUCGCUGCCGGGCUGGCGUGGACUCAUCGCGCGAAUGCGAGGACUCUUGGGAGCUGGGCCCCUUCCUCGGCUUCUCCCUCGCUUCUCCGGCAGCUCUUGGCUGCGCAGAGCUCUGGGGAGAGGCUGCCAGCGGUGUCACGUUGCAAGGCUGGAGCGGCCAAGGCCAAGGAGGCUCCUGGCAGACGCUCCAGCGCUUCGGGGACCUGGCGCCAGGAUCUCUGCAGCUCAGGAUUCCUCCAGAUGCAGCCUGCAAUUUCGAAGUGGCCAGUGUCCAGGGGCCUGAGGGCAUGCGACUACUCCCUAACUGUGCCGGGCAAGCUCAGUGGAGGCUUCGUGCUCCGCUCGCUGUCACUACCUGGUCUGUCUAUGAGCUGCAGUUCUUCAGCGAUGAUCUCUGCAUCUAUCCCGUUCGCGGCCUUACCUUCGCGCAGCCCCGAGCCAGUGUCGACCGCAGCGAAGAUGGCGACCUGGCCACAGCUUGGUCUUUAGCUACCGCUGCUCAAAGCGCAUGGAUCGGCAUGGCCUUCGACGAACCUGUCCCAGUGCAGUGCGUUCGCAUCGCUCAGUUCUUCGAGUCGCAGGGCUCGACAGCGCAAGAUCUGGAGGUCUGGAAUGGCACCAUGUGGAUAGUCAAUCGCACGCUGACCGUUCCACCCCCGGAGAUUGGCCAGUUCCAGCAUCUGCCUCCGCCCAGCCUUCCAGGCACGGCAAUACCUGGACCGCAAAUGCACUUCGUCGAGGAGAUCAGCCGCUUGUUCGCCCUUCUGUUCUCGGACUUGCGCACUCGACACUUGGCCGAGCUUUACUUUCGGGUAGGUGCCCGUCUGCUCCUGCCGGCCGACGGCCCCGGGUUGUGGCUAAGCGAUCAAGAAAACUCUUCGAACUCCGACGGAACCGACAACUAUUUGUUGGAAGACGGAGAGGAUGUUGACGCCAUCCAUGCCUCCUUGAAGCAGAUCGAUCGUGAGAGGGAAGACUUGGAAGCGGAGUUGGCAAGAUGGAAGUCUCGCGUGCAAAGGGUGGAGUCUGAGAUCAAGCAGCUCAAUGUCAGAGAAAAAAUGCUGAAUCACAAGUUGGACAUGAGCACACGAUCAGAGAUUGACCACGAAGUCGAGGAGAUCCCUCCCGGCCCUGAGUGCCUGCAGUUCGUGGAUGGCAAUGCUUUCAACUUCAUCUCCAUGCUGAUUGUCUUCAUGAACGUGGUGGUCAUGUUUGGGAAACACUUCUGGGAUCCGAUGAUCUCAAUCAGGGGGGACCUGUGGUACGUCGACCAAGCUUUCCUCAUCUUCUACGUCAUCGAGUUGGGCCUACGCUUCGCUUUGUGGCAUGACUCGCUGCUUUUCCACCGUCCUCUCUGGAAGACCUGGUCUUUUUGGCUGGACACCGUCAUCGUGUUAGUCUCCAUCCUGGAGCAGUGGCUGCUACCUUUGUUCUUCAACCACGAGGGCAUGGGCUUCGGCGCCUUCCGAAUCCUGAGGAUCUUCCGAUUCGCCCGAGUUCUACGGGUAUGCAGCAAGGUGAACAACGCUGGUUCUAGCUGGGCGGAAAACGACUACUUCAUGGCCUUCGUGAUGUGCGUGAUCUUUCUCAACUGCCUUAUGAUGGGCGUUCAGGAAGACUUUCCGAACCUCAGUUGCUGGGUCUACUUUGAGAAUCUCUUUCUCGGCAUCUUCAUGUUUGAGAUCAUCAUCCGCAUCAGCCAUUUCGGCAUCAGGUUCUUCUACAACGAUCAGUGGGUUUUCAACUGGCUGGACUUCGUCAUUGUGGCCGGCGGUGUUCUGGAUCAAUGGUUCAUGCCUCUCUACAACCUUCUCACUUCCGAGGCUGGCGUUGAGGAUAGCGGCGACAAGUCCUUGAGCAAUGUCAUGAACAUGCUGAGGAUGCUUCGACUUGUCCGGCUCCUUCGGUUAGUGCGCCUGGUUCGUGGCAUCCCUCCACUCUACAACCUCCUGAAGGGUAUCAUCUCAGCAAUGCAGGGCAUGGCCUGGCACUUCGGAUGCAAUUAG